AAAUACCCGUAAAAUACUCCGUAAUUACGUCAUAAAAUAAAUAAAUAAAGAUAAAAGAAAAUAAAGGGGUUUUUGAGUUUUUGAAUUGAAGUUCAAAUUUUACUGUCAUUAAAAUGAGCACUGGCGAUUUCCUCAACCUUCAUCCUUCUGAACUCAAAUUCCAAUUUGAGUUGAAGAAGCAAAGCUCAUGUUCCAUGCAAUUGACCAACAAGACUGAUCAAUAUAUCGCAUUCAAGCUUAAAACGACUAACCCCAAGAGAUAUAGUGUUCGUCCAAACGCCGGAAUUGUGUUACCAAGGUCCGUUUGCAAUGUCACAGUUACAAUGCAAGCACCAAAAGAGGCACCGCCUAAUAUGCAGAGCAAAGACAAGUUUCUCUUGCAGGCCGUUGUUGCACCAGACGGGGCAACUAAUAAGGAUAUAACUGUGGAAAUGUUCAACAAGGAGGACAAAAAGGUGGUCGAGGAGUUCAAAUUGAGGGUCGUCUACAUUCCUGCCAAUCCUCCCUCACCUGUCCCUGAAGAAUCUGAAGAAGGUUCUUCUCCGAGGGCUGAAGAUGGAAGUCACAAUUCUUCAUGGCCUGAAGUUGCAACAAGAUCGGUGGAGCCCAAUGAAAAACUAUCUGCAGAGUCGAGGUCUCUGAUAUUGAAGUUAACUGAUGAGAAAGUAGCAGCUCUGAAACAAACUCAGAAGCUCGAACAGGAACUGGAAUUAUUGAGAAAAGAAGCAAUGAAAGGUCGUUCGGGUGGUUACUCGAUAUUAUUCCUGGUGCUGAUUGGUAUCAUAGGUUUUGUGGUUGGGUAUCUCAUCAAGCAGACGUAGAAGACCUAGCAGUUACCAAAUUGUGGAUUUGUCAUUCAUUUUAGAUGGAAAUUCUCAUGACAUUUCUUUAAAGACGAUUGAAUCCUUGUUUUAAUUUAGUCUUCUUGCAAGUAUGAAAACCAGUUGAGUACAGAAUAGUUUUAUAAGUUUGAACUAGAUUUCUGUAAGUUAUCAUAAUAUUAUUUUUUCGGGUGAAACGGUUUAUAUCUGAA
Molecule: messenger RNA, 1033 nt
Organism: Erigeron canadensis
Lineage: Eukaryota; Viridiplantae; Streptophyta; Magnoliopsida; Asterales; Asteraceae
Product: vesicle-associated protein 1-3-like
Exons: 8
Coding region: 114-821 (235 amino acids)
Biological process (GO): endoplasmic reticulum membrane organization
Cellular component (GO): plasma membrane; endoplasmic reticulum membrane
Source: RefSeq, a predicted model, not a curated record